UCUGACACAGGUCCAGCUCACUGGCAUGAGAACUUCCCACAAGCCAGUGGGAAACGCCAAUCUCCUAUCGAUAUCAAUACUUCAAUUACCAGUUAUGAUAAAGCUCUUGCUGACAGAUCGUUGAAGAUCAGCUAUGACCCUAAACGUACCAAAGAACUCGUCAACAACGGGCAUACCUUCAGAGUGGAUAUUGAUGCGUGUGACUAUAAUCUGAGCGGGGGUCCAUUAGAAGACAACUAUCAGCUCGUUCAGUUCCAUGCUCAUUGGGGAAAGGAAGACAAAGAAGGUGCAGAACAUACCAUCGAUGGCAAACAGUACGCAGCUGAGAUUCACCUUGUUCAUUGGAACACCGGACAAUUCAAGACCGUCAAUGACGCUAUCAAAUGUGAUAAGGGCAUCGCUGUGCUUGGAUCAUUUAUUAAGGUUGGAAAGCCACAUGAAGGUUUUGAAAAGCUGGUGCCUUGCUUGAAGAAGGCUCUUAACAAGAAUUGUACUGCAACUGUGGAGGGAGGAUUUGAUCCCAGCUGUCUGUUACCAGAAAAUAAAAAGGAUUACUGGACGUAUGAGGGCUCCCUCACCACACCACCUUGCUACGAGAGUGUCACUUUCAUUCUCUUCAGAAACCCCAUAGAAGUCUCGGAACAGCAGCUUCAAGUACUUCGUGAGCUACAAGAUCAUUGUGACGGCGAGACUCCAGAGGGCCCAGGUAAACUGGUCAAUAACUACCGUCCACUCUGUGAUCUCAAUGGACGAGUCGUCAGGGCUACCUUCCAACAGUAGAUACAGUGGAGGUAUAUCCUGAUGGAACUGUAUAGGGCACACAUUAGUAAUUAAGACUCCCAUUUACUCACAUGUCAAAUCUAAGCUCAUUAAAAAAUCAUUAAAAAUCAAUCUUCUGUAUUUACCAAGAUUUACAGUACAACAGAAAUGAACUACUUAAUCAGGUACUUGUCCAGCUCAAACAAAAAUGAUAUAACCUGAAACAAGACUAACAAUAAUUUGGGUCAAUUCAAAGCAAGAAAAACCAUAACUGCUUUGCUCACAAUAAUAAAUGAAAUAUAAUACAAAAAUACAGCCUAGCUUCUUCAAAGGCCCAAUUAUGAAAGGGUAUGAAUAUGAAAUUGAUUUUAUCAUUUAUAAUUUGAUAUACAAUCAUUUUGUCUAAUUUCAAUGAAUUAUUUCACUAAAUAAAGUCAUGUGAUCUUUCCUUGCGCCUGUCCAGAAUGCAUUGCGUGUGGAAGAAAUAUUAAUGUGUGCCCUAUAUGGCGUUAUACUUUCACUGAUCUUACAGAUGAAACCCUUCGUAUUACCUUUCUUACUUUUAUGGUGGUACAUUUUGUGUUUGUUUUCUUUCUCAUAUAUGGGGCAUAAUGCAUGCUAUUACAUUCUGAAAAGAGAUAAAAUCUCAGAUGCAUAAUUCCUUUGCUUGAGUUUGUUUUCUUUAAGUUUGUAAAUUUAGGGGUUUAUGUUGCCAUUUAAUCUCAAAUAUGAUAAGGGAUAAACUUUAGUAAUUAUUAUUUCAUUUCAGUAACAGAAGAAAUUUAUUUAAGUGAAUAGGUGCUUUGCCUUGAUUUGUGAUUUAGAUAACCAAAUCAAGAGAAGGUAUUUAGAUUUGUAUUUUCCCCUUAAUCUAGAACAAAAUUUAUGUGCAAUUUUUAGGUUAUGUUGAAAUAAUUGAUUAAUCUGAAUAAAUAUUAAUGGUUGAGAAUGAAACAAUAGAAAAUUAGAGCUUGGCUAAUGGUGCUUUACUAAUUAUAUAUGGAUCCUUUCUUGUACUUAGUCACAUAAACCAUCACUGUCUUCCCUUUGCACCUUGUAUUAGUGCACAAUAGCAAAGAUUAUAAAUAUAUGAGAGAAUAUAAAACUUGCAGUUUUGAUAUGACACAAUACGAAGUUUUGUCUCAUUUACCUCUCAGAUGUGUCAACUCUACCAUGCAAUAAAACCCCAGAAACCUUGCUCAAUUUAGUCAAGUCAAAGAUAUUAAUUGUUGUUGAUUGAAAAGUGAUCAUGAAAUUAUAAAGUAAUAUUGGUGUUUAGAUCGGAAGGUGUUUUAUUUCUAUAAUAAUGUAUGCAUUUAUUGUUGAAGUGAUUUGUUGUAAUAAUAAUAUAUUGUAUGCAUUUAUUGUUGAAGUGAUUGGGUGUAUAAAUGAAAUGUAUAUGCAAACAGAUGAGUAGUUUAUUUAUUUAUAGAUGGAUAUUUUCUUAUGAUAAGUAUAGAAUUAAUGUAUGAAACUUGCUGUUGUUGCCACUUUAUAGCACCGGGAGUCCCAGCUACAGAGAGAAAAGAUUCUAAUAAGACUUUCUGAAAAAUUACAGAGUGAGGUUAUAUCGCUGUAUCUGUAUGUAUAUUCAAUAUUGACAAUCAUUGUAGUACAUAAUAGGUAUGCACUUGAAAUCUUAUAUCACAAUAUGCUUUUGUAUGUAAACCAUGUAUUUCAAACUUAAAAUAUUGGGCAAGCAAUCUAUACUUUGUUCAUUAAUGAAUGAUCGAUCACAGUCAGAUUUAUCAAUAGAUUUGGCAGAUUGAGUACAUAAAGAUUAAUAUUCCAUUUUUGUUGAUCUCACAUAUAUCUAUAUUCAUUUACAUUUUGACCAGUAUGGUUUUGUUUCAAAUGAAAUAUUCUAAUAUUAAUUCAAUUUUCAAUGCUGCUUACCAAUAAUACAAAACAAAUAUAUUCAGUGCAAAUUAUAAAUUAUUCAUAUUAUUUAUCAUAUUUCAAAUAAUUAUGUAUAUAAUUUGCUACUGGUUCUUGAUCAUGCCGAUAAAUUUGAAAGUGAAAUUCUUUAUUGGAAAAGAAUGAUUUUCAUAUAGUGUUUAAUCAGAGACUGCAUUUACAUUGAGAAGUUAGAUAUGUAUAUUUUGUACUAAAUCAUAUUAUAUAUUAUCAAUUUUCAAACCAAAAUAUAUGAAUUUAAGAUUAUGCUUUGUUUAACAUUAUGGCAGAUAUAAUAAUAAGUCUUAAAAUAUAGGUGCUAUAUUUCCUUAGUUGAAAUGAUCGGUUUGAUUAAGCCAUCAUACAUAAUACCCUUUGAAUAUCUGAUCAAUGUGUUCUAAUGAUUGAAUUUGGUAUGAAGUACCAGCUGGAAAUAAUGAAAAUACUCGAAGCAUUUUUGUUUUUGUAUCAGAUUCUAACAAUCAUGUCAAACACCAUAUUGAUGACCUUUUAGUGACACAACGUUUGCUCCUGCGGCAAUUGCUACGGUCUUAAUAUCUCAGAGGGCAUAGGGUUAGAGUUAGGAUUGUAAUAGAGUUUUUGGUUCAGAAUAAUGUAAAGAUAAGGAUAAGAGUUUAUUUAGUUUUGGAGGUUAGGUUUUCAUGUUUGGUUAACGUGCAGAUUUUUCCAUUGGAGCAAUUGUUGUCGGAGCAGAUGUCAUUGAAGCGACCUUUAAAACUGAGAUACAUGAUUUCAUAAUGCCACUGAAUCAAUGUGUGGUUCAGUAAUGCAAAGGUACAUUUGACAUCAAUCAUUGAUUAUGGGUAGUUUACUUGAUAUCCAUCCAAGUUAUUAUUAUUACAAAUUAUGAUUAAUUUAAGGAGGUGUUUCACAAAGAGUUAAGUGUGACUUAUGGGGUGUUGCAAGAAACUUGCGAUCAAUUGCAAGUCUUUUGUGGGCCCUGAAUCAAUCAUAUAUCUUGCAAUUAAUUACAAAUUUGUAAUUGAUUGCUAAUCUACUCUUUGAAACAAGGAGUGCAAUCUGAUUUGCUACAGUCAAAAGUGAUCAAUCAAUUGUAAAAUUGCAACAGAAUAUUUGACAUUGAUUGCAAAUAUUUUCUUGCAAUAUCCCUUAGGGUCAUGUUUAAACACCAACGCGCAUAUGAUAUUUAAUGUACGAUAUGAUUUGAGGAUACACAGUAGUUGUGCUCCCCGUGUGCAAGACCUGACCAAUGCGCUAUGUGUUAUUAUGCCGCCGGCAACUUAAAGUUAAGUGUGACUCUAAGUCACUCUUAAAUCUCUGUGAAACACCUCCAAUGACUUAUAAAAGCAAACUUAACUUACAUGGUAGAAAGGCAUUAUAACAAGGUAAUAUCCCUCUUUGAACUAGGUAAUUAAAUUAUAUAUCCAAGGCUGAAUGUAUGAAAGACAAGCAAAAUAUUUAAAGUGGAUAACAUUGAUGGUAUAUUGUAUCCAGGGUAAAAUAAAGGUACACUUUGGUAUGAUACUAGACUAGAUAUGAUAUAUCUAUGGUUUACUUUUAUUUGAUUUUUUUCAGAAUUGACAGGUCCAUAUUUGUAUCAAGCUGCUUGGUUUGAUUGUAAGGAUUUGUAAUGACAGAAUAUUUAAAUAUUCAUUUUAUAGUGCAAUUGUCCAGUUAUAGACAUUCCUUUCAUCUCGGGAGCUUGUUAACAGACUUAUUAUUGGAUCAUGCUGUAAUGGUAAAAGUGCUGGAACCCUUGUAUUUAUUUGCAUAUUAUAUGUAUAAUAGAGUUGUAUAAUGGAUAUGCACAAAUGCAAUCAAACAUGUGGCGACUCUGAAUUUCAGUAUGUUGAAGGAAUUUCAAGAGAGAAUCUAGGGACAAUACAUAAGAAUAAAAGAAAAAAAACAUA
Lytechinus pictus (painted urchin) is the source of this 4547-nucleotide messenger RNA. RefSeq names its product carbonic anhydrase 2-like. The record is from RefSeq and is a predicted model, not a curated record. The annotation marks the transcript as partial. The transcript has 7 exons. Gene Ontology annotation, molecular function: zinc ion binding; carbonate dehydratase activity. Lineage: Eukaryota; Metazoa; Echinodermata; Echinoidea; Temnopleuroida; Toxopneustidae.